Molecule: messenger RNA, 648 nt
Organism: Anthonomus grandis grandis
Lineage: Eukaryota; Metazoa; Arthropoda; Insecta; Coleoptera; Curculionidae
Product: cuticle protein 65-like
Exons: 4
Coding region: 145-531 (128 amino acids)
Source: RefSeq, a predicted model, not a curated record
AAUAAAUAACCCGCCUAUGGGUGGGGUUGCAAUUUUUUAGGAUGCAUUACUAUAAAACGUUUACACUGGGGUGAGAAAAUCAUUCCGAAAAGUUUAUCUGUUUCUUUCAUAAGUAAUUUGAAAAUUUAACAAAACAAAAUCAACAUGUUUAAGUUGUGUGUUAUCGCUACUCUUAUCGCUUUUGCCUCUGCUGGAGUUAUAUCAUUGGACGAAGGACUUGGAGGUUAUGGCGGUUACGCAAGUCUUGGAGGCCUUGGAGGAUAUGGAUUGGGAGGUAUUGCUGUGGGGCAUAAAGUUAUAGCUGCUCCCACAAUUGCCGUAAAAGCUGGAGCUACCUCAUAUCAAAAUAGCAACUUGAUCUCUCUUCAUCCAACUCCCGUAGUAACCAAAGCUAUUGCUGCGCCUAUUGCUGCCCCAAUUGUCACUAAAAUUGCUGCCCCUGUCGGCGUUAUUGGAGUACAUGGUCUGGGUGGCUACGGAGGAUUAGGUCUUUCCGGUCUUGGCGGUUAUGGAGGAUUAGCUCUUCACUAAACAAAAACCCACGGAGACUGACAUCGAAAAUUUAAUGCAAAGACCCUUUCGUAAAUAGAUGAGCAAUUACUGUUAAUUAAUUUAUUAUAGUUAAUAAAACAUUUAUUUAAAAGAAAA